This is a messenger RNA of Mesocricetus auratus (golden hamster), 1077 nucleotides long. It is a transcript of the gene Wnt8a, whose product is annotated as Wnt family member 8A. Gene Ontology annotation, molecular function: cytokine activity; frizzled binding. The record is from RefSeq and is a predicted model, not a curated record. Gene Ontology annotation, cellular component: extracellular region. The coding region runs from base 1 to 1077 and encodes 358 amino acids. The transcript is spliced from 6 exons. Gene Ontology annotation, biological process: neuron differentiation; cell fate commitment; multicellular organism development. NCBI's taxonomy places the organism in Eukaryota, Metazoa, Chordata, Mammalia, Rodentia, Cricetidae.
AUGGGCAGGGUCGUGGGGCACCUGUUGGUGCUGUGGGUGGCUGCAGGCGUGUGCUAUGCCACCGUCAGGGCCUCUGCCUGGUCAGUGAGCAAUUUCCUGGUAACAGGUCCCAAGGCCUAUUUGACCUACACCACCAGCGUGGCCUUGGGCGCUCAGGCUGGCAUGGAAGAGUGUAGGUUCCAGUUUGCUUGGGAGCGGUGGAACUGCCCCGAGCACGCUUUCCAGUCCUCGACCCACAACAGGCUGAGAGGGGCCACAAGGGAGUCAUCCUUCAUUCACGCCAUCCGCUCUGCUGGAGUCGUGUACGUCAUCACCAAGAACUGUAGCAUGGGUGACUUCGAAAACUGUGGCUGUGACGGGUCAAAAAAUGGAAAAGCGGGUGGCCGUGGCUGGAUCUGGGGAGGCUGCAGCCACAAUGUGGAAUUCGGGGAAAAGAUCUCCAGACUCUUUGUGGACAGCCUGGAGAAAGGGAAGGAUGCCAGGGCCCUGAUGAAUCUUCACAACAGCAGGGCCGGCAGGCUGGCAGUGAGGGCCUCCAUGAAAAGGACCUGCAAAUGUCAUGGCAUCUCAGGAAGCUGUAGCAUCCAGACUUGCUGGCUGCAGCUGGCCCACUUCCGGGAGAUGGGAGACUACCUAAAGGCCAAGUACGACCGCGCGCAGAAAAUCGAGCUGGAUAAGCGGCAGCUGAGCGCUGGCAACCGAGCAGAGGGCCGCUGGGCGCCCACAGAGGCCUUCCUUCCCAGCGCCGAGGCUGAGCUGGUCUUCUUGGAGGACUCACCUGACUAUUGCACCCGCAACGCCAGCCUGGGCAUCCAGGGCACCGAGGGACGCGAGUGCCUGCAGAGCGAGCGCGGCGCUCCCCGGCGGCAGCAGCGCAGCUGCGGGCGCCUGUGCACCGAGUGCGGGCUGCAGGUGGAGGAGAGGAGCACCGAGGCCGUGAGCAGCUGUGGCUGCAGCUUCAAGUGGUGCUGCACGGUCAGGUGCGACCAGUGCAGGCGCGUGGUGAGCAGGUACUACUGCACGCGCCCCGAGGGUGGGGUCCGGCCUCGGGGCAGGGGCAAGGGCCGCGCUCGAUAG